Molecule: messenger RNA, 1179 nt
Organism: Rotaria sp. Silwood2
Lineage: Eukaryota; Metazoa; Rotifera; Eurotatoria; Philodinida; Philodinidae
Source: the annotation of a GenBank genome assembly
AUGGAAUUGACAAGUAUUGGUCUGGGUGUAUUAUUAACAUAUUGGAAUAAAAAUUUUAUGAAUUCAUUUCAAAACUUCGAUCAAUCUGCCUUUCGUCGUUCUCUAUUACACUUCACUUUCAUUGCUAUCCCAAUUAUAAUCUUAUCAGUUUACAAAGAUUAUCUAAUGCAAGUUUUCCAACUUCGUUGGCGGCGUUGGUUAACGAACGAUUUUCUCAAUGAGUAUUUAACUAAGCAUGCUUAUUAUCAUAUGUCAUUGUUAAAAGAUGAUGAUGAAACAACAAAUGAUGGAAAAGAUAAUCCUGAUCAAAGAAUAUCGGUUGAUAUUGACUUAUAUAUUGAAGCUAUUUAUGCAUUAGCAAUGGGUCUGCUGAAUUCAUUUGUUUCGUUAGUAUCCUAUAUUGCUGUGCUCUGGUCUCUAUCGGGUGUGAUAAAGAUAGGAAUUGCUGGAAAGUUUUCGCUCGAAAUAAAAGGCUCUAUGGUUUGGUCUGCUCUUAUUUACGCCGGAUUAGGUACUUUUAUUACUCAUGUAAUUGGUCGAUCUCUCUUUCACUUGAAAUAUCAGCAAGAACAAUGUGAAGCAAAUUUUCGAUAUGGACUUGUUCGUCUUCGAGAUCAUACAGAAUCUAUCGCUUUCUACCAAGGCGAAUUAAAUGAAAAGACAUCACUGGAAUCAUUAUUCGAUAAAAUAAUUUCUAAUUUUCAUCAACUUAUUCGUCGAUUAUUUAUUCUCAAUUGGUUUACUUGGUUCUAUAAAAUAUUAACAAUUGUGUUUCCAUUUCUCAUUGCUGCUCCACGAUAUUUUUCACGUGAAAUUACACUCGGUGAUCUGAUACAAAUAGCAUUGGUCUUUAAAAAUGUAUAUGAAUCACUUUCAUUUAUACCGAGGUCCUACCAAAUGAUUGUACGAUGGCGAUCAGCUACAAAACGAUUAAUUGAAUUUCAAUAUGUUUUACAAAAAUUACAUAUGGCUAAGCAAAAAUCUGAAAUUCAGAUUCUUUAUUUACCAAACGAACGAUCGUUGCGAAUUCAAGAGUUAAUUGUUCGAUUACCACAGAAAAUCGGUGAAGAUCAAGGUCGACUUCUCAUUAAUAGUGUCAAUUUAGUGCUUGAACCUUAUCAAGUUAUACUUAUUACAGGUAAAAGAAACGGAUGCAAUUUACUUAAGUUUCACAGUUGA